AAUUUUUUGUUUUAGAAUCGAUUUAUUGAUUACAUCCCUAACGGGGCAGCCAUAUUUCUUUCUUGUGUGCGUUGGAUCUCACCGUGUCAAGAUGAGUUCCCUAAAGCUACAGAAGAGGCUUGCAGCCUCUGUUAUGAGAUGUGGUAAAAAGAAGGUGUGGUUAGAUCCAAACGAGAUCAAUGAAAUCGCCAACACCAACUCCAGACAGAACAUCCGUAAGAUGAUCAAGGAUGGUCUGGUCAUCAAGAAGCCCGUAGCAGUGCACUCGCGCGCUCGCGUUCGCAAAAACACAGAGGCCCGCAGGAAGGGUCGUCACUGUGGCUUCGGUAAGAGAAGAGGUACAGCCAAUGCGCGUAUGCCACAAAAGGAACUAUGGGUACAAAGGCAAAGAGUGCUCCGUAAACUGCUCCUCAAGUACAGAACGGCCAAGAAGAUCGACAGGCAUCUGUACCACGCGCUGUACAUGAAGGCGAAGGGUAAUGUGUUCAAGAACAAGCGUGUGCUCAUGGAGUACAUUCACAGGAAGAAGGCUGAGAAGGCUAGGACCAAGAUGCUCAGCGACCAAGCCGAAGCCAGGCGCAACAAGGUGAAGGAAGCGCGCAAGCGGCGCGAGGAGCGCAUCGCCGCCAAGAAGGAGGAGAUGCUUCAGACCUUCGCGCGCGAGGACGAGGCCGCCGUCACCGCCAAGAAGUGAACAAUAAACACCUUAUAACUUUA
Ostrinia furnacalis (Asian corn borer) is the source of this 717-nucleotide messenger RNA. It is a transcript of the gene RpL19, whose product is annotated as ribosomal protein L19. Gene Ontology annotation, cellular component: ribosome; cytosolic large ribosomal subunit. The transcript is spliced from 5 exons. Gene Ontology annotation, molecular function: structural constituent of ribosome; RNA binding. Gene Ontology annotation, biological process: translation. Lineage: Eukaryota; Metazoa; Arthropoda; Insecta; Lepidoptera; Crambidae. The record is from RefSeq and is a predicted model, not a curated record. The coding region runs from base 92 to 694 and encodes 200 amino acids.